UAACGACUGUAUCGCGUAUAACAUUUAUUCUUUAUACGCAGCAGAAACGACUUCUGCAUUUAAACGAUAAUCUGUGUCCGUGCGAUGAUAAAUAUAAUUAAGCUUCAGCUCGAUUCGAGGACGCCUCAUUCAGGAUUAUCAAACAUGACUGAAACAAUACUGGACAUUCCAAUGGAUGCCUCGGAAGAGUCCGAUAUCUGUCACAUCGAUAUGCAAGCAGCUGUUCUGGACGCUUCCGAAUUAUCACAAACAAAUGAUAAACAAAUACCUAUAAAUUAUGUUGAUUUAGUUCAGCAGUCACGGGAUACGUUUAACAGUGGAAAGACAAGGCCGAUAGAAUGGAGAAUCAAACAAUUAAAACAGCUUAUACUUAUGUUAAGGGAAAAUGCUUCAGAACUUACAGCAGCACUUGCAUCAGAUUUACGUAGGUGCAAGUUCGAAUCAUUUGCAUUUGAAAUCGAUUAUACAAUCCAAGAAAUUAAGUACAUGCUCAUGAAUAUUAAAGAAUGGGCAGCAACAGAAAAGCCGCGCAAGUCAUUGGCGUACUUUUUUGAUGUAGUAGAAAUCCGAAAAGAUCCUUAUGGAGUUGUAUUAAUAAUGGGUGCAUGGAAUUAUCCUCUUCAACUAUGUAUACUACCUAUGAUGGGCGCUAUUGCAGCUGGAAAUUGCGUGAUUGUAAAACCGUCCGAAAUUUCAAUGGCUACGACGAAAUUUUUAUACGAUACCAUUCCGAAAUAUUUAGACACGGAUAGUUGCCGUAUGAUACUCGGAGGAAUCUCAGAAACAACAGAGCUACUCAAGCAACGUUUUGAUUAUAUUUUUUAUACUGGAUCCUCUUCGGUUGGAAAAAUCGUUCGGAAAGCUGCUAAUGAGUUUCUCACACCUGUUACAUUAGAGUUGGGUGGAAAAAGUCCCGUGUACAUAGAUAACACAGUAGAUAUAUCUAUGGCAGCAAAACGCAUUUUAUGGGGUAAAUGCAUCAAUGUAGGUCAAACUUGUAUCGCACCCGAUUAUAUGUUAUGUACACCCGAGAUACAGAAAAAAUUUAUUGAGGAAGCCAAAAAGAUAUUACACGAAUGGUACGGUGAUAAUCCACGUGAGAGUCCCGAUUUGGCACGCAUUAUUUCGGACAAACAUUAUCAACGGCUUGUCAAUUAUUUAAGUGAUAAAAGCAAAAUUGCUAUUGGUGGCGACAUGAAUCCUGCAGAAAAAUUUAUUUCGCCCACAGUACUAGUUAAUAUCCAACCAACGGAUCCCAUCAUGCAAGAGGAGAUAUUUGGACCGUUAUUGCCUAUAAUAAACAUUAAUAAUGCGUACGAAGCAAUAAAUUUCAUCAACAAUCGGGAGAAGCCAUUAUCGUUGUAUUUAUUUAGCCUGGAUAAAGGAACUAUAUCUUUAUUCGUUAAUAAUACGUCUAGUGGCAGCGUUAGUGUCAAUGAUACGAUAUUACAAGCAGCAGUUGAAACUCUACCUUUUGGAGGAGUAGGUUAUUCUGGUAUAGGAGCCUACCAUGGAAAAUUCACAUUCGACACAUUCACGCAUAAGAAAGGUUGUUUGAUUCGGAAUUAUAACAAAAUUGCAGAAAUCAUGGCCAAGUCUCGUUUUCCACCCUAUUCCGAUGCAAACUUGAAGUUGCUCCAACUUUUAACCGCAAGAAGACCUAGUUUGCCCCUUUUGAAGUAUAUACCGCAUGUACUUAUGUUCGGUCUCGGGGUGCUCGCCACAUUUGGAAUCAAAGCUAUAAUGAAGGAAUAUAAAUACAUGGAGGAGUAGUUGUAUCGCCAUCGAUAUCACGCAGCGUCUUCAAAUGCAUCCAUAGGAUACACUUUCUAAUUUAUAUUAUAGUUAAUUGCUUUUUACGAUUAAUCUCAUAACACAAUGAUGGAUGUAAAAAGUCUUGUACAAUAUUUUUGGUUUUACAUAUACAAAUUGUUUAUACUUUAUAUUAAAUAGACGUUUUA
Trachymyrmex septentrionalis is the source of this 1961-nucleotide messenger RNA. It is a transcript of the gene Aldh-III, whose product is annotated as aldehyde dehydrogenase, dimeric NADP-preferring. Gene Ontology annotation, cellular component: cytoplasm. NCBI's taxonomy places the organism in Eukaryota, Metazoa, Arthropoda, Insecta, Hymenoptera, Formicidae. The record is from RefSeq and is a predicted model, not a curated record. Gene Ontology annotation, molecular function: aldehyde dehydrogenase (NAD+) activity. Gene Ontology annotation, biological process: aldehyde metabolic process. The transcript has 13 exons. The coding region runs from base 85 to 1773 and encodes 562 amino acids.